AUGUCUUUAGCUGGAGGCAAGUCCGCAAGCCGAACCAAGCAGACUCGCUUGGCCCUUGAAAACUUGAGAACAGUUCGCAACACAUAUUCCAAAAUUAGAAAUAAGGACGUGGACGCGACGCGCCGCGUCUUCUUGGUGAAGUUUGGUGCCGUCAACUCUUAUUGUCCGUCUAAGAAGAUCAAUAAGUGGUACGGUCACCAGAACUGCGGCGUCAAGGGUCACCGCGAAAUGAAAGCCGAGUACGGCAAGAUUUUCUUGCGCAAGCGGGACCACGCCGUCGCUGAAGGCUACUGGAGGGUGGAUGAGACAGUGUACAAGGGCAAGGAGUGUUGA
Symbiodinium natans is the source of this 333-nucleotide messenger RNA. The record is from the annotation of a GenBank genome assembly. Lineage: Eukaryota; Dinophyceae; Suessiales; Symbiodiniaceae.